Molecule: messenger RNA, 222 nt
Organism: Bipolaris oryzae ATCC 44560
Lineage: Eukaryota; Fungi; Ascomycota; Dothideomycetes; Pleosporales; Pleosporaceae
Exons: 2
Coding region: 1-222 (73 amino acids)
Source: RefSeq, a predicted model, not a curated record
AUGGCGCUUGGAGCAGAGGGUUGUCAGAUGCAGGGAAGACAAAGGACCUUCUUGGUCCUGAGCUUUAGUGUACCGACAUCUUGUGGCGUUGGUGUGUCUGUGUCUGUCAACGCUGGGUGGCGCUAUCACCAUCUUUCUACCAAUGUUCACGGCCAAGGCCAGCCAAAGCAAGUAUGGAAGGGUUACGUUUUGUCUUCCCGUCGGCUGCCGGCGUGCACAUGA